This is a messenger RNA of Corticium candelabrum, 2193 nucleotides long. RefSeq names its product glutaminyl-peptide cyclotransferase-like protein. NCBI's taxonomy places the organism in Eukaryota, Metazoa, Porifera, Homoscleromorpha, Homosclerophorida, Plakinidae. Gene Ontology annotation, molecular function: zinc ion binding; glutaminyl-peptide cyclotransferase activity. The transcript has 8 exons. The coding region runs from base 47 to 1060 and encodes 337 amino acids. The record is from RefSeq and is a predicted model, not a curated record.
CCUCUGACGUCACUGAUGAAUAGCCCGGAUAUCAAAUCAGCUGACAAUGGGAAUGACUCGUUUAGCCGUCGUCCUAGCAGUUGGUGCUGCAUUGUUAUGUGCCCUCCUUGCCGCUGUGUACCCUAGUGUCUACCCCAAAUUGCAUAAAAAGGAAGGUGAGACGGUAGUUGUAACGCAGACGUCUUUGCAGCAUUUCAGGAAACUUGACAGACUCACAGACAGGGCUCGCUUCAGACAAGUCUUUUUGCCUGGCAUUUUGAAGCCUCGAGUGUCUGGUACAUCUGGUAACUUUGAAGUAAGAGAGUUUCUUAAAUCUCAACUAAGUGUUUUGAACGACUGGACGGUGGAACAGGACACGUUUAAUGAUUCGACUCCUCUUGGUAUUAGAAACUUUGCUAAUAUUGUGGCAACUUUAGAUCCAAAUGCCACCAAGAGGGUAGUAUUGGCUGCUCACUACGAUUCAAAGCAUAUGCUGAAUCCAAACGAUGAAUUUGUGGGCGCUACUGAUUCUGCUGUUCCAUGUGCAAUGCUUCUGGAUAUUGCGUACUCUCUACAAACACUGUUUCGGCAGAGACAAACGAAUUUGGACACAACUCUUCAACUAAUUUUUUUCGAUGGAGAAGAAGCGUUUGUUUCAUGGACUGAUGAUGACUCUCUCUAUGGAGCAAGGCACUUGGCUGCUCGAUGGGAGACCACAGCCCAUCCUGUUGCUACCAAUCUCACUCUGCUCACAGCCAUUGAUGUCUUUAUUCUGCUGGACCUGGUUGGUGCACCAAAUCCAACUUUUUACAAUCAGUAUUCUAACACAUCAAAAGUGUUUGAUAGGCUCAGAGUACUGGAGCAACGUCUUGCAAAGAAAAAGCUACUACGUGAUCAUCAAUACACCAAGCAUCCCUAUUUUAAAUCUGGUUUGCUUUCUAGACCUCUAGGCAUUGCUGAUGAUCAUCUUCCUUUCAUUCGCAGAGGUCAGUGGGAUGUGGUUGGUAGUAAUAAACAUAAUAUUAUAGAUUACUACAAUUACAUAGUACUGGGUAGACGCUUCAGUGGCAGACAUAGAUAGUACAGUUGGAGGUUGGGGUUCAUGUUUGCAGGUCUGAAAUUUAACAAUGAUGCCAUUAAUGAUGUUACUAUUCAGGUGAUAUAAUAAUACACCAUCUCAUGUGUAGACUGGUUUUAAGCAAAUUACAAGAUUACAAAAUUAUGAGACAAAUCUUGCAGGGGACUUCUGCAAAUGCAUUUCAGAAACAACAUGGACCAAACUGUGUCUAUGUUCUUGAUACCUACUGUCAGAUACAUGUCUAUUAAGUAAAUUAUGCAUGGCUUUGUCUAGUAAUUACAGAGCCCUAUGCCCAGUAAUGUGAUCCCCGCUGUUCUUCAAUGACCUCUCAAAGACAACUCACAAUAUUUGAGGUAUCAUCUAAUCACUUAAAAAUUAAUUCAAGCCUCAUUAAUUUAAUUAGUAUAGCAUAAGGCUUAUUACAUGAUGCAGGGUUGCCACACAAUUUUUGCCAAAAAUUCGUGGGCAAAUGUCACUAAUGGCAACAUGCCCAUUGGGUCUUGUUGAGGCCCACUACUGUUCACAAUUUCUGUUGACAAAUCAGCCUUUGCAAGCUAUGUUGUUUAAGGAGCAUUCAAUACUGUACCGUUUAUCUAAUCUGUGUAACACAAAUCACUUGCAUCAUGCUUGCUACAAUUUAUGCGUGUAUGGUACUUGCUACAAGUGUGGGAUCUUUCAUUUUCGAGUUGAAUUGCUGGAUUUCUCCAUUGCUCAACACCUUAUGAUCCUCCAUGGAAGAGAAGCUACUAAUGUUUUAGGUUUGGUUUUAGCAUCAUGAGGUCCAGAAGCAUACAAACGACCACCGGAACGUCGUGAAUGGGAUGCUUGAUCACAAAACUAUGGUCUCAGGACACAAAGAAGAAGAACACUUUGUACAAAGCUUGAAGACUCUGCACUUGUAAGAUAGCCACGACAUAGUCGACAAUCUACUUAUUUGUGGCCCACCUGUAUUUUUCGUGUGGCAACUCUGAUGAUGUCAUCUAUGCCUGGGGGGGAUCACAUGCGAUCUGUGAACAAUGUUAUGUGCGCGCCUGUGCUUAUAACAUUGUGUGUGCUUAUAAUAUUGUGUAUGAACUUGGAGUGCUGAAGUUGAUGGAGUAGUAAGCAGAUUGUUGAGUGAAUGUUUUCUGAACAAA